This is a messenger RNA of Notechis scutatus (mainland tiger snake), 1332 nucleotides long. RefSeq names its product crystallin mu (gene CRYM). Gene Ontology annotation, molecular function: thyroid hormone binding. NCBI's taxonomy places the organism in Eukaryota, Metazoa, Chordata, Lepidosauria, Squamata, Elapidae. Gene Ontology annotation, cellular component: cytoplasm. The record is from RefSeq and is a predicted model, not a curated record. Gene Ontology annotation, biological process: thyroid hormone metabolic process.
CGGACGGGCAGAGCUGCGGCGGCCGCUAGGCGGUGCUGGGCGCUGCCGGAGCCGCGGGGUCCCCCAGCCCUGGGCGGUGGCCGGGAGGGAGGGUAGGCGAGCCGCUUCCCUGCGCGCCCGGCCAGCUCGCCUCCGUCCCCGCCGCCAGCAUGAGCUCCGCGCCGGUUUUCCUGGAUGCCGGGGCCGUGCAGAAGCACUGGCCCGCCUCCCGCGCCCUCCUCUCGGCUCUGGAAGCCGCCUUGGCCGCCUUCUGCAGCGGGGCCGAGGGCGGCGUGGUGCAGCCGCUGCGCACCGUCCUCCCGAUCCAGAAGCACAGCGGCUUUUUGGGGGUCAUGCCCGCCUACAGUGCAAACGACGAUGCUCUGACAACCAAGCUGGUGACCUUUUAUGAGAAUGUGUCUCCUUCGCACCAAGCGACGGUCCUGUUGUUUGACCCAACGAAUGGCAUCCUCAAAGCGGUGAUGGAUGGCAACGUCAUUACGGCCAAGCGUACGGCAGCUGUUUCGGCAAUAGCCACCAAGUAUUUAAUGCCUGCGGUUUCAGAGGUCCUCUGCAUUUUAGGAGCUGGUGUCCAGGCCUACAGCCACUACGAACUUUUCACAGAGCUGUUCUCAUUUAAAGAGGUAAGGAUCUGGAACCGCACCAAGGAGAAUGCAGAAAAGUUUGCCCGUACGGUGAACGGACCAGUACAGAUCUGUUCCUCGGUCCAAAUGGCUGUCAACGGGGCGGAUGUGAUUGUCACAGUCACAAUGGCAACUCAGCCCAUCUUGCGUGGGGAGUGGGUGAAACCCGGAGCCCAUAUCAAUGCUAUAGGAGCCAGCCGGCCUGAUUGGCGAGAACUAGACGACAACGUAAUGAGUAAUUCGGUAUUGUAUGUUGAUUCGAAAGAGGCAGCUCUGCGGGAAUCAGGAGACGUUAUUUUAUCAGGGGCCAGCAUUUUUGCAGAACUGGGCGAAGUGAUCUUGGGAAGCAAACCAGCCCUGCGUGAAAAAACCACGGUGUUCAAAUCACUGGGGAUGGCCAUUGAAGACACCAUCGCAGGAAAAAUGGUCUUUGAAGGUUGGUCAGCCAGCGGAUGAGGGUGCAACAUUCUGAUGCUCUCAAGCCACAGAAUUAAAAAAAAAAAAAAAGGAAGAUCACUUCUGAGCAAAAAAUGGCCUAUAUUGCACAAUAAACUGUCUUACUAGAUUACAGUAGCAAGAUAAAUAGUAAUAUAACAAAAGAAUCAAAUGAUUUUUCUCCUUGUUUCUGAAGCUUAGCGACUUUAAGAUAUGUAGACUUUCAACUCCCAGAAUUCCCCAACCAGCAAACUUUUAAGAUAUGUGGACUUCA